Molecule: messenger RNA, 941 nt
Organism: Ectocarpus sp. CCAP 1310/34
Lineage: Eukaryota; Phaeophyceae; Ectocarpales; Ectocarpaceae
Source: the annotation of a GenBank genome assembly
CUCUCUCGUUGUACCUCGAGGGAGUAAGACAUACGUACACGCGCGAGUAGGUUUUCACCUUGCCCAUCCCGGCCCGACACCGACCUACCUGCAACCAAGUCGUCGUCCUAUUGGGGAGCAGCAUCCGAAGCAGCGAUGUACAAAACUAAGAGAUUAAACAAGAACAUGGUGGACGGUGGCUCUUACAUUAGCAUCGGCGACAUGUACAAGGGCAACAAAAUCAUUCUCCCAGACCGAUGGAAGGGCAAGGGGCUUUCGGUGCCCCAGAUCCCCAAGAACGCGGAGAACGGCAACUUCAGCCGGCUCGAGUACAGAAAUGAGCCGUAUGCAGAUAUGGAGAAGUUCUCCAAGACCCAGCCGCUGGACAAGAGGAAGCUUGGCUUUGGCACGAAGGAUGCCUUUCGUCCGGGCGAGUUCACGGCGACCAUCCGAACGGAGCAGUACCGUGAUCUUCUCCGAGCCGAGAAGAACAUCAUGGAGAAGCACCGCGACCCCGCCAAGGACCAGGCUGCAGCCCAGAAGUACGAGAAGGACUGUGCGGAGCACCGAGCGUUUCCCGACGGCUUGAAAGAAAUCGAACACCUUUACGACGUCGGCCGCAGCCAGGUGACCGAGUUUGACCCCAAGAACUCACGGGACAGGUUCUACACGCUGUCUACUGGCCAGGAGAAGCGGCGGGGCCCCUAUCGUACAAUGGCUCAGGACAUCGGGUCCGGCGCUUGGGGGCACACGUACCAGUCGCCGGAACACGGGCCCAUCCACCACGUCAAGUUCUUCUACGACAAGAGCCACCUCUCCUUACCGCAAAGCUAAAUUUGGGAUCCCGUUGGUCUGGGUGGUUCCGGUUACCGGGCCUUACGCAGUUGGUGCAGCAACAUUUCCUUUCAGUGGUAGUAGUAGCGGUGGCAGCAGCGCCUGCGGCAAUUCUAGUAGAAGUUUGG